Pelobates cultripes (western spadefoot toad) is the source of this 1704-nucleotide messenger RNA. The record is from the annotation of a GenBank genome assembly. Lineage: Eukaryota; Metazoa; Chordata; Amphibia; Anura; Pelobatidae.
AUGGUGCCGCCAGCAGUUCCUGGGGUGCCGUCAGGUGAGUAAUGUUUCCCUGUGCUGGCUGGAACGACCUCCCGCACAAUUUAAAAUCAUCCCUAAGCCUAAAGUCCUUUAAGAGAUCCCUCUCUACAUACCUCAAAACAGAAUGCACGUGUCAUGAUUGAUUAUAUAUUUCCUGCCUGUUCUAUGUUAAAUUUUGUAUAUAUUGUGUAUUAAUAUUGUUUUUGUAUUUUGUUGUACCUAAUGUAACAAUGCAAUGAUUUGUGGACCCAGGACAUACUUGAAAACGAGAGAAAUCUCAAUGUAUCUUUCCUGGUAAAAUAUUUUAUAAAUAAAUAAUGGAGUGAACAACAGCUUGUGUUAUGUCACCUGAUGUCAUUCUCGGUCAUUUGACAAACUAUGAUACACGCAUGAUGUGCCUAAACUGUAUGCGCUGAAUCCGGCCCUCGGCGAAGAUAUCACUCGCCAUCACAACUGUCCUUAUCGAUCCUGUGUGUGAAUUUCUAAUCUGUGUUUUACAUGGCUUUUAACUCUUUGAGCAGCAGGUACAUUGCAUUUAGGUUUCUGGCUAAAUGACAAAUUCUUCCAGUGUUUUCUGAAAGUUUCCCGAAGUAUUUCUUCACCUAGAAUGGCGGUGUGAGCACAGCGUAGGAAUUGUGGUUUCAUGAUAAACGCUCCACUUUUAUUAAAAUACCAAUAACAUAGAUUUAUUUUCCAUCUGCGUUUUAAAAAAUCUGCCAAUUUCUAAUAACUGGCCAGUUUAACUCGCAAUUUCUCUUUUCGUCCCAAGACUCAGAAAAUAUACCUGAGAAUCUGCCCAUUCACACUGAGAAUAUGCCCAUUCACUCUGAGAAUCUGCCCAUUAACACUGAGAAUCUGGCCAUUCACACUGAGAAUCUGCCCAUUCACUCUGAGAAUCUGCCCAUUAACACUGAGAAUCUGGCCAUUCACACUGAGAAUCUGCCCAUUCACACUGAGAAUCUGCCCAUUAACACUGAGAAUCUGCCCAUUCACUCUGAGAAUCUGCCCAUUAACACUGAGAAUCUGCCCAUUCACUCUGAGAAUAUGCCCAUUCACACUGAGAAUCUGCCCAUUCACGCUGAGAAUCUGCCCAUUCACACUGAGAAUCUGCCCAUUCACUCUGAGAAUCUGCCCAUUAACACUGAGAAUCUGGCCAUUCACACUGAGAAUCUGCCCAUUCACUCUGAGAAUCUGCCCAUUAACACUGAGAAUCUGGCCAUUCACACUGAGAAUCUGCCCAUUCACUCUGAGAAUCUGCCCAUUCACUCUGAGAAUAUGCCCAUUCACACUGAGAAUCUGGCCAUUCACACUGAGAAUCUGCCCAUUCACGCUGAGUAUCUGCCCAUUUACCAUGAGAAUCUACCCAUUCACGCUGAGAAUCUGCCCAUUCACUCUGAGAAUCUGCCCAUUUACUCUGAGAAUCUGCCCAUUCACAGUGAGAAUCUGCCCAUUCAUGCUGAGAAUCUGCCCAUUCACGCUGAGAAUCUACCCAUUCACAUUGAGAAUCUGCCCAUUCACACUGAGAAUCUGCCCAUUCACUCUGAGAAUCUGCCCAUUCACACUGAGAAUCUGCCCAUUCACACUGGGGAUCUGCCCAUUCACAAUGAGAAUGUGAACACUCCAUACACACUGUCACUAUUGCACCUUGAACCUGUGAUGUUACAGAGGGUGUGUGAGGUUCAGUGA